Molecule: messenger RNA, 1040 nt
Organism: Babjeviella inositovora NRRL Y-12698
Lineage: Eukaryota; Fungi; Ascomycota; Pichiomycetes; Serinales
Exons: 1
Coding region: 128-571 (147 amino acids)
Source: RefSeq, a predicted model, not a curated record
GCCGAGUCACAUAAUGGUAGACACACAUACGCUCACCUGCCUCUACUUAACACACCAAGCAUCCAUUCAUAAGCCAAACCUGUAGAUCAACCGCCUUGUCGUGUACAACCGAUCAGUCUCAUUUAACAUGGAGACAAUAAUCUUGGAUCCUUGGUUUGAAUUUCUCGGGGUGGCAUCCGCCAGCACCCCCGCUUUGGCCUCGUUUCUCUCCGCCCAUGGUGCAGACCUUCAGCAGCUGUCCCCCAAGACCUACCCCGAUGGCGUCACCUACUACAACUUCAAAGCAAGCGGUAUAUCCAUAGCAUUUGACCAGAAGGGGCUACUCGAAAGCGUAGACUUUUACCGGGAGGUGAUCCCGGCAGCAAUGCUCUUACCGUUUGGCAUCUCGGCGCUGGACACAGGCAAGACGCUAGUGAAGAAGUUUGGCGAACCCACGGAAAAGGGAGGGGGCUUCAAGGCUAAGAUGGAUAUUUGGUUACGUUGGGAGUUUUUCCAAGUAGAGUUGGACGAAAGAAGCUGGGAGGCUGGCGACCAGGCGCAGUGGAAGGCUCUUACGAUUUUCAAAGCGUAAGCUGUAGAGGCAUUUUAGAGACGGGAAAGGAAAAAAAAAAUGGAGUGACUAUAUAACCAGAUUAGCUAGUCUAAAGAACCGCGACUCCAGCCCGUCUGAAGGCGUUCACUUGUGGAAAAUCUUGGUUAAAGAAAGAAGAUACUUUUAAAGGCCCAGCUAAAGAAUAUGGCUUUGUUAACUAACGAACAUCAAUCGGAUGUUGAUCUCAGAUGUUGAUCUCAGAUGGUGAUCUCAGAUGGUGAUCUCAGAUGGUGAUCUCAGAUGUUGAUCUCAGAUAUUGAUUUCAGAUAUUAAUCUCAGAUAUUGAACUCAGAUAUUAAACUCAGAUAUCCAUUCUUCACUAAGAGAAGCAGAUUCUCCAUUCUCAUUAUGGUAGACGUUUCUGACAUAAAUACCGACAUCGGAAAUGGACCCAUAGGCUAUAAGGAAGAAAAGAUUUACCUAAUAAACGUUUUAAGGCACCCUUCAC